UCCAAUCAGCAGGCGGCUCCAGGUGUUCAGCAGCUUUAUCAUCCUCAGGUGAGGCGGCAGUCUGCAGCAGCUUCCAGCCGCUCUUCGGUGCUUCCCGGCGGGCAGAGAGCAGCGCAGUGGACCGGAGCAUGUCGGCGGCUAACAGACGGAUGACGAUGGCCUGGGUUUGGCCCGCUUUGGUGCUUCUAGCCCGGCUCACCACGGCAGAGGAACCGCGUCGGGACGCACACGGGGCUUUGGCCGGCUCCGAGGCGCUGAUCUCGGACUCCGAGCCGCCGAUGGAGACCCGCAGCGGGGGAGGCCUCCUGCCGGUGCUGGUGUGGAAGUUUGUGAAAGAUGCUGCAGAUGCAUCAGAUUUGGGCCGACCGCAGUUUCUCUGCAGCGACACGUCACUCUCUGUUCGCUUGUCGCUCAUCCGAUACUCUGACCUGCAUCUGCAAGAUGGGAAGAGGUUGGCGUGGCUGCAGCAGGGAUGUGAUGGUUCUAUUGGGACCGUGGGGCCGUGGCUGCUGCUGAAGCUGCCUUACACCAGCUGCCAUGUGACAUCACAGGUUUCAAAUGGAACGUGGUUCCACCAGUUGAAGCUGCGUUACUUCGACCACCUGCUGCGGGAGAACAUGACGGCUGUGGUCGCCUGUGAGGAUCCUGCAACGUGGACCCUGCCGGCGGUGAGCUGCAGGAGCACAGAAGUGGCUGUGAAACUGCCUCAGGGAAGCAGACUGCAGAAGGUGAAGGCUCUGGGGAAAGAUGUGGUGGUUGGGAGGGUGCAGACCACCACUACUCCAGGGCCAGUGUUGGUGCAGAUCUCCACACCGGCAGACAAGGACUCCAUGUUUGAAGUGAUCUAUUUGGACUCGGCUGGGGAGAUGUCCACGAUGCUGGCGGCUUGUUUCAGUGCAGCCAGAGGAGAUGCGCGGGAUCGUCGGCGCAGAGCUCUGCAACACCAGGACCAGUGGGACUGGGGGGUGAAUCCUCAUGAUUCAUUCAGUGUAGAACCCACACAGGGGACUGAGGAGGCUGAAAUGAUGGGAACCGUGGAACCUCCAUGUGAGGACGAGGAAACAACAACAACUGUCAUGCUUGUUCCUGUAAUCAUCCCGGGGAUAGAUGAUGAUUCAAAGAUCUUUGAUUUGUGGGGAUUAAACAAUAUUCCUGAAGGGCCUCAUAUGGAACUUGAACCCCACCCCAUGAGUGACUGCGAUCCCCAUAAGGACACCACAACAGUCACCUGCCCCACCGAGCCACCAAGCACGACGGCCACCACCCAGACGACGUCCUCGAGCCUCCCUACCACCACCACGACCCAGCCGACCUCCGCGACGUCCUCGAGCCCCCCUACCAUAACCCAGCCGACCUCCACGACGUCCUCGAGCCCCCCUGCCACCAUCACAACCCAGUCGACCUCCACGAUGUUCUCGAGCCCCCCUGCCACCACCACAACCCAGCCGACUUCCACGACGUCCUCGAGUCCCCCUGCCACGACCCAGCCGACCUCCAUGACGUCCUCAAGCACCCCUACCACCACGACUCAGCCAACCUCCACGAUGUCCUCCAGCGCCCCUACCACCACCACAACCCAGCCGACCUCCAUGACGUCCUCAAGCGCCCCUACCACCACCACGACCCAGCCGACGUCCUCGAGGGCCCCUACCACGACCCAGCCAACGUCCUCAAGCCCCCCUACCACCACCACGACCCAGCCGACCUCCACGAUGUCCUCGAGCGCCCCUACCACGACCCAGCCGACCUCCAUGACGUCCUCGAGCGCCCCUACCACCACCACGACCCAGCCGACCUCCACGACGUCCUCGAGCGCCCCUACCACGACCCAGCCGACCUCCACGACGUCCUCGAGCGCCCCUACCACCACCACGACCCAGCCGACGUCCUCGAGCGCCCCUACCACCACCACGACCCAGCCGACCUCCACGACAUCCUCGAGCGCCCCUACCACCACCACGACCCAGCCGACCUCCACGACAUCCUCGAGCGCCCCUACCACCACCACGACCCAGCCGACCUCCACGACGUCCUCGAGCGCCCCUACCACCACCACCACGACCCAGCCGACCUCCACGACUUCCUCGAGUGCCCCUACCACCACCACGACCCAGCCGACCUCCACGACAUCCUCGAGCGCCCCUACCACCACCACAACCCAGCUGACCUCCAUGACAUCCUCGGGCGCCUCUAGCACCACCACCUAGCCGGCCUCCACCAUGUCCUGUGGCUGAACCGUACUGUUCAGGUGCCAUCCAGUGACUUCAGAUCUUAUAAAUGUUGACUGUCUUUGUUCUGUCGGCACACACGAAAUUUCUUCAGGGACCUUUUAGAUGUCGUAAACUUAAAGUCUGUAACAGUCAGGUGUUGCAGAAAAAAACCCUCAUGAGAAAAAUGUUAAUGAAACACUGCCAUAGCUUCAUUUUCAGAAAUUUACACUUUUAAAUGUUUUUUCCAUUAACAAAAUGUUUUUUUUAAUAUAAAUAAAGCUAGUUGUUUUUUUAUCAAUAAAUAUAACUGUAAUCUUGAAAUAUCUGGUGUAACAUGAAUAAAUGCAAUAAUUGAAAGUUGGA
Amphiprion ocellaris (clown anemonefish) is the source of this 2573-nucleotide messenger RNA. RefSeq names its product mucin-2-like. NCBI's taxonomy places the organism in Eukaryota, Metazoa, Chordata, Actinopteri, Pomacentridae. The transcript is spliced from 5 exons. The coding region runs from base 129 to 2207 and encodes 692 amino acids. The record is from RefSeq and is a predicted model, not a curated record.